CGUGCGUGGACGCUGACGUCAUUUUUAUAACUGCGCAGUGCUGGACCGGAAGGAAGUGGGUGUGUUAGCUGACUGACGUUAGCGAGCUACAUUUAAUAAAGUCUGCUGCGGCUUCUAUGGAAGAGAUGUCAGGAGAGAGUGUGGUGAGCUCGGCAGUGCCGGCAGCUACAACCCGGACUACAUCUUUCAAGGGAUCCAGCCCCAGCUCUAAAUAUGUGAAGCUAAAUGUGGGUGGGGCACUGUACUACACUACAAUGCAGACGCUAACCAAACAGGACACGAUGCUCAAAGCCAUGUUCAGUGGCAGAAUGGAGGUCCUCACAGACAGUGAAGGUUGGAUCUUGAUUGAUCGUUGUGGGAAACAUUUCGGAACAAUCCUUAACUACCUUAGAGACGGGGCAGUGCCACUCCCAGACAGCCGACGGGAAACCGAAGAACUCCUUGCUGAGGCCAAGUAUUACCUUGUCCAAGGCCUAGCUGAUGAAUGUACAGCUGCCUUACAGAACAAAGAAACGUAUGAACCCCUUUGUAAAGUGCCUCUGAUGACAUCAUCUAAGGAAGAGCAGAAGCUUAUUGCAACCUCAAAUAAGCCUACUGUCAAACUGCUGUAUAAUCGAAGCAACAACAAAUAUUCAUAUACCAGCAAUUCUGAUGACAACAUGCUGAAAAAUAUUGAGCUAUUUGACAAGCUGUCAUUGCGGUUCAAUGGUCGAGUACUCUUCAUCAAAGAUGUGAUUGGGGACGAGAUCUGUUGUUGGUCAUUUUAUGGCCAGGGGCGUAAGAUUGCAGAAGUGUGCUGCACCUCCAUUGUUUAUGCCACAGAAAAGAAGCAGACAAAGGUGGAGUUCCCCGAAGCUCGAAUCUAUGAGGAGACCCUCAACAUCCUCCUGUAUGAGUCCCACGAUGGGAGGGGCCCAGACAAUGCCCUGCUGGAGGCCACAGGGGGCGCUGCAGGACGAUCUCAUCAUCUGGAUGAGGACGAGGAGCGAGAGCGAAUCGAGCGAGUUCGUAGGAUUCAUAUCAAACGACCCGAUGACCGCACACACCACCACCAGUGACCUUACUCCUUCAACCCGUCAGCCUGUGUCUCUGACCCUGGACAGUCUUUGCACCACGCUUGUGCCUUACGUCACCCAGCACCUCUUUGUCUUCACUCUUUCUUUACCAGCUUUUCCUCCAGGAGACUACUAUGAGAUGAGUGGCAUACAAAAGUGUGUAGUGGUGAAGUGAUUUUUUUUGUGAGUGUGUGUGUGUCCACUUGUUUUUGUUGCGUGCGUCUUGACAGGCUGUAGUGUUUCGUUCUCUUGUUUGUUUGCUAGUUACAACAACUUCAAUCACUGUUUUCUGCUAGCAUGCAGAAGCCCAAAGGUGUUUGCAUUCAGCACUGGAAGUGACCACAGUUUUACCUGAGAGUGUGUGUGUGUGUGUGUGUGUGUUUGUGGGUGUGUGUAGGUGAGAAUAUAGUAUUAUUGGUAUAAAUCUUGUCAUUUAAGGUCCUAACUACAUUAAAUCCAGAAGAACAAGAAUUAUAUCAUCCUAGCAGCUAAAAAUUAAUGUACAUAAUUUUUUGCUUUUCCUUAUCAUGGUUUUGACGGGUCCACUGUAAGGUCACCAGUGGAUUAACUAGGUGUCGUACACAAAAGAGCCACAUGGUGGCACUGUUUUACUCUUUAGACGAUGUUACCAAGGCUAUUUUAUAGCCUGCAGAUAAUAGCAAAUAAACCUUUUUAAAGUUUUAUUAAUUUUGAUACAGUUAAGAUAUCAAAGGUGGAUGCAACAUUUCACUGUACUGUAGUGCAUCUGUCAUAUUUAGUUUUUAACAUUUAUGCAUUAUCCCUUCACUCCACUAAAUGGUCGGUCUUUUCAGUGGAGGGAACUUGAGCUGUGACCUGAGGUGUUAAAUGUACUCGGGUGAUUGAAUGAUGGCCGCUGAGGUUGAAGUGAAUGACUGUAACCAGAGAUCUCCCUGGCAGGAAGGGAAUCCUGUCUACAAGCUUUUAACAGGGAGAGAAAUUAGACCUGUCCUUCAUCAGCACAUUCAUCAGAGAAUGUACUGUUUGCACACAAUGGGUUCGAGUUGAAAUAUGUCUAACAAUCACAGUACUUGUAGGUCUGUUGUAUGAAAGUGAACAUAUAUGUAUGUUUUAUAUUUAUACAUACUUUAUCACAAAUAAAUUUCUACAAACAU
Larimichthys crocea (large yellow croaker) is the source of this 2188-nucleotide messenger RNA. It is a transcript of the gene kctd10, whose product is annotated as potassium channel tetramerization domain containing 10. Gene Ontology annotation, biological process: negative regulation of Rho protein signal transduction; proteasome-mediated ubiquitin-dependent protein catabolic process; protein homooligomerization. Gene Ontology annotation, molecular function: protein binding; ubiquitin-protein transferase activity. The record is from RefSeq and is a predicted model, not a curated record. Gene Ontology annotation, cellular component: Cul3-RING ubiquitin ligase complex. The transcript is spliced from 7 exons. Bases 117 to 1058 code for a protein of 313 amino acids. NCBI's taxonomy places the organism in Eukaryota, Metazoa, Chordata, Actinopteri, Sciaenidae.